Messenger RNA from Mycosarcoma maydis (corn smut), 1551 nucleotides. RefSeq lists its product as uncharacterized. The record is from RefSeq and is a predicted model, not a curated record. The coding region runs from base 1 to 1551 and encodes 516 amino acids. NCBI's taxonomy places the organism in Eukaryota, Fungi, Basidiomycota, Ustilaginomycetes, Ustilaginales. The transcript has a single exon.
AUGCCCGUCCACUUUUUCGCGUCGGCUGUAUCGUCGACGGUGCCGACCGAGUACUGGGCCACGAUCGCAGCCUCGCUCGUUGCCAUCUCGUUGCUUAAGACGUGGUCGAAAGGAGCGAAACUUCUGGAUGCUCAACGCACGCGUGCUUGCGCCGAGGCACCACGAGCCGAUAAGCGGUUUGUCGAUCUGCACGGCCGCAUCAUUCUGGUCGCUACAGGCGCAUUCACUCCGCUAGGCGUCGUCACGUUGGCGUCGCUCGCGCACCGCGGCGCGCAGAUCAUCGCUCUUACCGCGUCCAUCUCGUCACCUGCGGUGAUACAGAUGAUCGAGCUGAUUCGCGACUCGACACAGUCCGAGCUCAUCUAUGCGGAGCAGUGCGACGUCGGUAGUCUGGAGAGUAUCUCUGCGUUUGCAGCGUUGUGGAAUAGUGGCGAUAAGAAGCAGCAGGAAGGAGUGAGACGCUUGGAUGGUCUGCUGUUCUUACCUCCGGGCAGAGAGGAGCUGCAGAAUGUGCAGGUGCAAACCGCAAGCACGGGCACAAGCACAAGCCGAAAAGAUCGCAUCUAUCAGCUGCAUGUGUUGGCGAGACUCCAUCUGGUCAACUCGUUGUUGAGCAGCCUGCUGGUGCAGCCGCCGGAGAGAGAGGUUCGCAUUGUCUCUGUCAUGUCUCCGUUCUAUGCGGCGGGUGUGGCUCAUUUCGAUGUGCUUUCAUCGGCCACAUCGACGGGCGAGCCCAAGAAUGCAGAGAGCGAAGCCGAAACACGCGGACCAACGCCGUUACAGACGCGCUCAGAAUCGAGUUACUCGGCAUUGAUCGGUGCGGCAUCGCUGCGAUGGUACGUUUUGACGGUCGAGCUUCAACGGCGGUUGGACUUGCUCGCGGAGGCGGAUCCGAGGCCACGCACCAAGCUCGGUGAUGUCGAGAUGCAAGCUCGAGCCGAUGCGAUGUUCGCGCCGCGUGCACCGCCGAGCGGAUCGCGAUCCACAUCAGUCGAGGCACAAGUAGCAUUGCGUAUGAAGCGUCACUCGAACAUCUCGAUCAUCAAUGUCUGCGCCGGUUUCGAACGCUCGUCCGAUAUCAUCGAUACCUUCUUUCCCCCCGCGUCAUUGGUGUACAAUGACGCUUUCCACAAAUUCAUCUUUAUCGUCCGCACCUCUGUACGCCUAAUCGUCUUGUUGAUUGUCUGGCCUGUUCUAUGGCUCUUGGCUAAAUCACCUGCCACAGCAGCCGAUAGUGUGGUCUGGGCCACUACGCGUACGCUCGAAUCGUUAUCCGAACGACAUGCCCGUAUCACCACAUCACUCACACAGCCCGCUCGUUCGCUCCAACCAAACAUCCAAGUCACCAGGCGCAACGACAACUUGAUCCCCGCUGAACUGUAUCGCGAAGGAAACAUCAUUCGACCUCCCCUCCCACAAAGGUUCCAUGUAGCCCCACCAGAUCACACCGAUACCGACGACGCUUGGUCCCAGCUCUGGAUGCAAGACGAACAAGAGGUCGAACGAAGAAUCACGGCGCUCGGCGGUCACAUCCAACGUCCGAAGGUGUAG